This is a messenger RNA of Ipomoea nil (Japanese morning glory), 2034 nucleotides long. RefSeq names its product protein FAR1-RELATED SEQUENCE 7-like. The coding region runs from base 1 to 2034 and encodes 677 amino acids. Gene Ontology annotation, biological process: regulation of DNA-templated transcription. NCBI's taxonomy places the organism in Eukaryota, Viridiplantae, Streptophyta, Magnoliopsida, Solanales, Convolvulaceae. Gene Ontology annotation, molecular function: zinc ion binding. The transcript is spliced from 7 exons. The record is from RefSeq and is a predicted model, not a curated record.
AUGGAGGAUGGAACAGAGCAGACGAAUUCCGCAGUUGGUGAUUGGCAUUCGAUUCAAGGUGAUCUUGUUAUUGUUUUUGCAAUUGUUCCUUUUGUUAGUGAAGGCAUUGUGGAUGGUUCAGUGAGUUCAGAUCAAGUAGAUGUAGAUGUUGAUGGAUCUUCAUCAAUUCCAGUUGAUCAAGAUUUGGUUGGUUUGGUAGUAAGUAAUGCUAAUGAGGCUUUUGAGGUGUAUAACAGUUAUGCAUAUAGACUUGGUUUUAGUGUGAGGAAGGGUCAUCAACGAUACAAGGGAUCUUCGAACACAAUUCAAAUGAAGAAAUUUUGUUGUUCUAAGGCUGGUUACAAGGCUAACAGUGGGGUUAAGGCUUAUUCCAAAAUUGACACAAUGACAGGGUGUGGAGCGUUUGUUCAAUUUGACGUGGGUGAUGAUGGGUUGUGGACAGUUACAAAACACGAGAAAGUGCACAAUCACGAGUUAUGUGUGUUCAACAAGAGUCAUCUACUUCGUUCACAUAGGAGUGUCGGAGAUAAUCAGCUCUUAUAUUUACAAGGUUUGAAGGACAGUGGUGUUGCAUUGGCAGAUGGUAUUAGGAGGAGGCAGUCUACCGAGACUGAUUUUUUCUUUGAUUUUGAACUUGAUUUGGAUGCAAGGUUGUGCAGUUUUUUUUGGAGGGAUGGUCAAAUGAGACGAGAUUACGAGGUGUUUGGGGACUUAUGCGGGUUUUUGAUGAACGAGAGGAUAGAAUCGUUUGUGUGGUUGUUUAAAGCGUUUUCAAGAUCAAUGGGUGGCAAGUCUCCACAGACUAUUAUGACAGAUCAAUGUGCAGCUAUGACUGCUGCUAUAUCUAAAGUGUUUCCAACAUCACGUCAUCGUCUUUGCAUAUGGCAUAUCGAGACCGAAGCUGAAUUUCAAAUCUAUUGGACAAGGUUGGUGACUGAUUAUAAAUGUCACAAGAAUACUUGGUUAGAAAAGCUAUAUGACUGUAGGGAGAAGUGGUGUCCAGCAUUUAACAAGGACUAUUUUUCUGGGGGCAUUCUAUCAUCACAAAGGAGUGAAACUACAAAUCAUUCAAUUUCUAGAAGGUUGUCCAAGACAGCGGGUCUUUGUGAUUUCUAUUCAUCGUUUGUAAGCGUAAUUUCUGAAUGGAGAAGUAAAGAGAACGGUGAAGACUUUCGGUGUGCUCAAGGGGUACCCGCUAUGAUGAUGGAGCAUGUGAAACUUCUUUCACAUGCUAGAGAUGUAUACACGAUUGAGAUAUAUUUUCUGUUUGAGGAACAAUUCAUGAAAGGCAGUGCGUGUCAUCAAGAGAUGGUGUUGAAUGAUGGCCGUCAACAGAAGUAUCACGUGUGGCGGCCAGAUAUAGAUAUUAUAAGACAUGAGGUUAGUUUUAACGCAGCCAACUUGGACAUUUAUUGUAGUUGCAAGUUGAUGUCUGAGUUGGGAAUUCUAUGUUGUCAUUGUAUACGCAUUCUUCACGUACAUUGUGUUUCUAGUAUUCCCGACAAAUAUAUACUUAAAAGAUGGACUAAAAAGGUUAUUGAUGGUAGGAAUGUCAACAUUGAUUCUAUGGUUUAUAAUGUUGGUGUUCCUCCAUCAAUUUGGGUGUUCGAUAUUAGUAGAAAAUUUCAAAGAUUAGUUGUGUCUAGUCAAGAUAGCAGCGUAGCUAGGAAACUGUGUGACGAGGCUGUUGAUGAUGUAAAGAAAAAGGUUGAAGCCGAGGUUGGGCAUGUGCAUAUUGAAGAGUGUGGUGUUUCAUCUUCAAGUGGUGGUGUUCAAAAUCCUUCAAGCCGGAGAUUGAAAGGUGAGCGUAACAAAAGGAGGAGUGGUGUUAUUGAAAAGAAGUACAGUCUUGCAAGGGGGAGAAGGAGUGCUGCAAAUAAAGCUGCAUUGAGUACAAAGGGUGCUGUUCAGUCUUUGGUGUUGGAAAACAUAUCCAAGCUUGCUGGGGAUGGAUACCUUGUACAUCCAAGUUCUUCAAGUUUAGAUUUUGUUCAGUUUAGUAAGGGUUUAGAUGACAAUGUAGGUGUAGAUUGA